Messenger RNA from Nicotiana attenuata, 2193 nucleotides. RefSeq names its product probable LRR receptor-like serine/threonine-protein kinase At3g47570. Gene Ontology annotation, biological process: protein phosphorylation. Gene Ontology annotation, molecular function: ATP binding; protein binding; protein kinase activity. The coding region runs from base 1 to 2193 and encodes 730 amino acids. The transcript is spliced from 2 exons. The record is from RefSeq and is a predicted model, not a curated record. Lineage: Eukaryota; Viridiplantae; Streptophyta; Magnoliopsida; Solanales; Solanaceae.
AUGACACGUUUGUGUCGGCUUAAGUUUCUUGAUUUAAGUUUCAACAACUUCGGAGAAGAGGUUCCUGUCUGGUUUGGGUUUUUACAUCGACUUCAAUUUCUAAGUCUUUGGAAUAAUAGUUUCAUUGGAUCUAUUCCCUCUUCAUUUGCUAACAUUUCCACACUUGAAUCCCUCGACUUUAGAUCCAAUUCCAUAGAGGGCCAGAUACCAAAAGAGAUUGGAAACCUUAAAAACUUGAGGUUAUUAGGAUUGACUAAAAACAAGCUCACAGGUUCCAUCCCUGUGUCACUCUUGAAUGCCACAAGGUUGGAGACGUUAAGAAUCUCUCGCAAUUUCCUUCAAGGAAACAUCCCAGAAGGGAUCGACAAUCUUCACAACUUGAACCUUUUGGCCAUAGAAAAUAAUUGGCUUACAGGUUCUAUACCUAUGUCAGUUUCCAACAUUUCUAAACCUGAAGUGAUUGCAUUUACAAACAAUAGCUUAUCAGGAAGUCUUCUCAAUGGUUUAUGCAAUGGUCUUCCAUUACUCAAAGAGCUUUAUCUUUCCACAAACAAGCUUUGUGGUCAUAUGCCUACAAGCUUGUCAAAUUGUUCAGAACUUCAAAUAUUGUCUUUAUCAGAAAAUGAAUUUGAUGGACCAAUUCAUAGUGAAAUUGGAAGUCUACGAACUCUACCAUCAAACAUAUGUUCUGUCUUACCUAACAUCGAAAGACUUUAUCUUGGUAAAUUAACCAAUCUUGUUGGGUCUAUUCCUCAUUCUAUCUCCAAUUGUUCGAAGCUUACUCUUCUCGAGCUUUCUCAAAACAAGCUCACAGGCUUGAUUCCCAAUUCUCUUGGAUCUUUGACUCAUCUACAGACCCUAAACUUGGAGGGAAACAAUUUAAUGAGCGACUCAUCGUUAAGAUUCCUGACUUCCUUAACAAACUGUAGAGAUUUAACAUUUCCUUCUGUAUCUUUGAACCCACUAAAAGGCAUGCUUCCACUUUCCGUAGGUAACCUUUCGACAUCUCUUACAAAACUUUUGGCCAGGGGUUGCAAAAUUAAAGGGAGAAUUCCAAAUGAAGUUGGAAACAUAAGCAGCUUAAUAUACCUUGAUCUUUCUACUAAUGACUUGGUUGGAUCAAUUCCCACAUCGAUUGGCAACUUGAUAAACCUUCAGGGUAUCACCUUGAGUAACAACAAACUUACAGAAAUAAUUGUAGAUAAUAUAUGUAAAUUUCACCGUUUGAGUGUUAUUUACUCGGGUCAAAAUCAGCUUUCAGGAUCACUUCCUAAUUGUUUAGGGAACGUUACUUCCCUUAGGGAGAUAUAUUUGGGUUCCAAUAAAUUGAGUUCCAAUAUACCAGCAAGCUUAGGUAACCUUAAGGAUCUAAUGGUUCUUGACUUAUCAUCAAACAACAUGGAUGGUUCUUUACCUUCAGAAAUUGGAAAUCUAAAGGCUGUAAUACAGAUGGAUUUGUCAAUGAAUCAAUUUACAAAUGGCAUUCCUAGAGAAAUUGGAGGCUUGCAAAAUCUGGUGAACCUUUCUUUCAGACACAACAGGUUGCAAGGAUCUAUACCUGACUCAAUGAGCAACAUGGUAGGUUUAGAAUUCCUAGACCUUUCUCAUAAUAAUAUAUCAGGAACCAUUCCCAAGUCUCUUGAGAAACUUCAAUACCUAAAGUAUUUCAAUGUCUCUUAUAACAUGUUGUAUGGUGAAAUCCCCUCUGGGGGUCCUUUCAAGAACCUCUCAAGUCAGUUUUUUCUCUUCAAGGAAGCAUUAUGUGGUUCGACAAGAUUUAGUGUCCCGCCAUGCCCCACUUCUGCAAAGCAUAGAUCAAAUAGGAAAAAAAUGCUAGUUCUAUUUCUUCUACUGGGAAUUGCACUGGUAUUUGUUCCUAUCACCUUUGUGCUUGUAUGGAUAAGGUAUAGAGGAGGUAAAAGAGCUCCUCAACAAGCUGAUUCAUUGUCUAUUGCAACAAGACGAAGAAUUUCAUAUUAUGAACUGCUCCAAGCAACUGAUGCGCUUAGCGAGAGCAAUCUUAUUGGUUCUGGGAGUUUUGGCUCUGUCUACAGAGGCAUACUCGGAAGUGGGACUCCUAUUGCAGUUAAGGUGUUCAAUCUUCAAUUGGAAGCGGCAUUCAAGAGUUUUGAUACAGAAUGUGAAGUUUUGCGCAACCUUCGCCAUAGGAAUCUCACAAAAGUCAAUCACUAG